AUGGCAUUGGAUACUUUGGAUUACGCUGUCAUGGUUGCGUUGGCAGUCGCAGUGUCGCUAUACUUUGGUAAGAGUACCUUCUUCCCAUCAAAUGAAGGCCUCGACGCAGGUUUUGUUGCAGGGGCAGCCAGUGGGAAAACCAGAAACUUGGUGGAAGCACUUGAAAAAAAUAACAAGAAGUGUGUGGUGUUCUUCGGUUCUCAGACUGGUACCGCGGAGGAUUAUGCGUCUAAGUUGUCCAAGGAGUUGAAGGCGAGAUUCGGAUUAUCAAGUAUGAAGUGUGAUCUUGCUGAUUACGACUUCGACAACUUUAAUGAAAUCCCGGACGACAAAUUGGUGUUUUUCUUGGUGGCCACUUACGGCGAAGGUGAGCCAACAGACAACGCCGUGGAAUUCUUUGAAUUCUUGGAGAAUGGUGCUGAUUCCAACUUGCAAUCACUCAAAUAUACCGUUUUCGGGUUGGGUAACUCCACUUACGAAUUUUAUAACAAAAUUGGAAAGGACUUGAAUAACAAAUUGGAAGAGUUAGGAGGUGAAAGAUUUGCUGGUUAUGGCGAAGGAGAUGAUGGUAAGGGUUCAAUGGAUGAAGAUUUCCUUGCAUGGAAGGAGGCCGUAUUCGAAUCUUUGAAGCACAACUUGAACUUUGAGGAGCACGAAUUGACCUAUGAGCCAGGUUUACAGUUAACGGAGGACUCUUUGAUUUCCAAAUCCGAUGCUGGAGUUUCUGAAGGUGAGCCAAGUUCAGAAUACGUAAAGUGGGAUCCAUCAGUUUCACCUGAGGGGAUCACCAAGGGUCCAUUUGACCAUACUCAUCCAUAUUUGCUGACUAUCUCUAAGUCAAAGGAACUUUUUAAUAGUAAAAGUAGAAGUUGCGUACAUGCAGAAUUCGAUUUAUCUGACUCAAAUUUGAGGUACCUGACUGGGGACCAUUUGGCUAUAUGGCCACUGAAUUCGAACCAGGCAGUUUCUAAGUUCCUUUCUGCAUUUGGUUUGGAAGGCAAGGAAGAUUCUGUCUUCAGCUUAAAGUCGUUAGAUUCAACCAUCACUUUACCGUUUCAUUCUCCAAUCACCUAUGAUGGAGCCAUAAGAAACCAUAUGGAAAUUACUGGUGCAGUUUCGAGACAAUUCCUUCAAGCAAUUGCAUCCUUUGCACCAUCAGAAGAUUCCAAAAUCAGAGCCCAAAAAUUAGCAGGAGACAAGGAAUUAUUCGCCAAAGAAAUUCACUCUCAGAACUUGAAUAUUGCUGACGCUUUAUUGAAGAUAUCUGAUGGUGAAGCAUGGACUGGCGUCCCCUUUGAAUUUCUCAUCGAAUCUGUUGCUCAUUUGCAGCCAAGAUACUACUCUAUAUCGUCCUCGUCAAUGGUUGACAAGCGUUCUAUUCAUGUCACCGCAGUUGUUGAACUUGAGCAACACGAUGACCGUGUUGUUUCUGGUGUAGUAACUAAUCUUUUGAAAAAUAUCGAAGUUUCUCAAAACAAAAAGUCCGAAAAGCAAUUAGUAACCUACAAUUUAAAGGGACCAAAGGGUAAAUAUUCUAACUAUAAGUUACCAGUUCAUGUUAGAAGAUCGACUUUCAAAUUGCCUAGUAAUCCAGCUGUACCAAUUAUCAUGAUUGGUCCAGGUACUGGUGUUGCCCCAUUUAGAGGAUUUGUAAGAGAAAGAUGUCAACAGGCUUCCAAUACCACUGAUAAUAUAACUAUUGGUAAGACCCUCUUGUUCUUCGGUUGCAGAACAAGCGAUGAAGAUUUCUUGUAUAAAGAGGAAUGGCCAGAAUAUUCUCAAAAGUUAGGUUCAUCCUUCGAAUUGGUUACGGCAUUUUCUAGAGAAGACCCAGCCAAGAAGGUCUAUGUUCAACAUAAAUUGUUGACUAAAUCUAAGGAAAUUAACGAAUUAUUGGAAAAAGGUGCGUACAUUUAUGUUUGUGGUGAUGCUUCAAAGAUGGCUAGAGACGUCCAGCACACCUUGAAUCAAAUCAUUAGUAAAGAGAGAAAUCUCCCAGAGGAAAGAGGUGCAGAACUUAUCAGAGGAUUAAAGGUUCAAAACAGAUACCAAGAAGACGUUUGGUAA
Molecule: messenger RNA, 2067 nt
Organism: Dujonia railenensis
Lineage: Eukaryota; Fungi; Ascomycota; Pichiomycetes; Serinales; Debaryomycetaceae
Source: the annotation of a GenBank genome assembly